Messenger RNA from Cetraspora pellucida, 597 nucleotides. NCBI's taxonomy places the organism in Eukaryota, Fungi, Glomeromycota, Glomeromycetes, Diversisporales, Gigasporaceae. The record is from the annotation of a GenBank genome assembly.
GUCAAUCUAUAUACGAUUAUUGUAUAAUCACUGAAGAGCGUAAAGAAUAUCUUUGGUCUUCAAAAAAUUAUUCCAGUGUAUCUCAUCAUACUGGUCAAUUUCUUGGUGAAGAAAUUAUUAAUGUUGUUGAAGAUAUUGAUCCUGAAAAAAUAGCCGCAAUUGUAUCUGAUAAUGCAGCUAAUAUUAAAGGUGGCGAUUUAAAGGAUCAUACAAAAACACGUUGGUCUACAAUGUGGGAUUGUAUAAACUCAAUUGUACGACUUGAAUUUGCUUUUGUAAGAGUUCUUUCGGAACAUGAGAAUGAUCUUAAACCUCGAAUUAAGGACAUUCUUUGUGAUCGAAUUUUUUAUGAAGAUUGUCGGCUUAUUGUGUCUAUUCUUCAUCCUCUCAAAAUUUCUGUUGGAUGUCUAGAAUCGAGAACCUCUAAUCUCGCUGAUUGCUAUGUCCAUUUAGUAUCAUUAGCUAAUGCAAUUUUUCGUGUACCAAAUCAAAAUAUAGCAUUUAAAAAUUAUUGUAUUGAGAAAUUUAAUCGUCGUUGGGACGAAUUUUCUAAUAACAUCUAUAUUUUGACUUUUUUUUUACAUCCGCGAUAUCAUG